AUGACGGAGGUUUCGUCCACUCGACUGUAUCUCGGGAACCUCCCCCGCAAUGUUACAAAGCAGGACAUUGAAGAGCACUUCAGCACUCAUGGUUCGGGUAAGAUUACCGAGAUCAAACUGAUGAAUGGCUUCGGCUUCAUCGAGUACGAGGAUGCCAUGGAUGCCCGCGACGUUGUUCCUGCCUUCCAUGGCAGCGACUUCAAGGGUGAACGAUUGACUGUGCAGUUUGCUCGUGGUCCCCGGCGCAAGGAGACAUUCCCUGGUCCACCGGACCGCCCCGCCGCGCCUCGUCCACGCCGCACCAUGUUCCGGAUGCAGAUCUCUGGUCUCCCAGAAACAAGCUGGCAGGACCUGAAAGAUUUCGCCCGUCAGUCCGGACUGGACGUUGUCUACUCGGAAACUGGUCGUGAACAAGGAAAAGGGUUUGUUGAAUUCGAGACGGCCAACGACUUGAAGACCGCCGUGGAAAAACUUGACAAUCGAGAUUUCAAAGGCGCUCUUGUGUCUUGCAUUGCGGAUAUUCAGACAAACUUUGAUGACCGUCCCUUCCGGGAGCCCUAUCGGUCUCGCUCCCCACGCCGAGCCUACCCACCCGUGGAAGAAUAUGACAGAAGAUUCCCAGCCCCACGUGGAUACAGUCCCCGGGAUCACUACCGUGAAAGAUCGCCCAUUCCCCUGCGACGGGAGUAUUAUGACCGAGAGGGCUAUGGGCGUCGCACUCCUCCACCGCCACGACCUAGGAUGGAGGACUACCCGCCUCCGCGUCGUCCCUAUGAUGAGCACCCUUAUGAAGCUCGUCCUCCGCCGCCUCCUCCGCGACACUACGAGGACCCAUAUCUUGCGGCACGACCCUAUGCUCGUCCCCGUUCUCCACCCCGGAGUGAUUACGUUGGAUACGAUCGCCCUCGCUACUGGUAG
This is a messenger RNA of Penicillium verhagenii, 918 nucleotides long. RefSeq lists its product as uncharacterized. The transcript is spliced from 7 exons. Gene Ontology annotation, cellular component: nucleus; ribonucleoprotein complex; cytoplasm. NCBI's taxonomy places the organism in Eukaryota, Fungi, Ascomycota, Eurotiomycetes, Eurotiales, Aspergillaceae. The record is from RefSeq and is a predicted model, not a curated record. Bases 1 to 918 code for a protein of 305 amino acids. Gene Ontology annotation, molecular function: mRNA binding.